Molecule: messenger RNA, 1032 nt
Organism: Cyphellophora europaea CBS 101466
Lineage: Eukaryota; Fungi; Ascomycota; Eurotiomycetes; Chaetothyriales; Cyphellophoraceae
Exons: 3
Coding region: 1-1032 (343 amino acids)
Molecular function (GO): arylformamidase activity
Source: RefSeq, a predicted model, not a curated record
AUGGCCAACGACUAUAAGAACCUCCCCGACUUUGACAGCCUCCCAGCUGUGAAGGACAUGCCUCAAGGCUGCGCCUGGGGUGUCUUUGAUAAAGGCGGCGAGAAAGACCACUUAGGCUGCCUGAACCUCCUAACACCAGAAGUCGUAAAAGAAGCAUACAAGGAAGCAAAAGACGGCGUCUCGGUGUCUCUGAACUGGCCCAUCGGCGCAAUAGCCACCCCUGGAUUCUUACGUAAAGGCCUAGUCCACAAAGUCAUCAACUUCAAGGAGGGGCCCUUCGGUCUGCACGGCUUCGACGACGAAGUCGAGUUCAACACCCAAUGCUCUUCCCAAUGGGACUCACUGAUCCACUAUCACCACCAGCCCACCGGCCUAGGCUACAACGGCGCCAAAACCACCGUCUCAGCGCUCGAGCAGCCCUUUGGAAAAGAGAACAAGACCCACGAACUGCCCACCCUCAACCACUGGCACGAGCGCGGCGGCCUCGUGGGCCGCGGCGUCCUCCUCGAUUACCGCGCCUACGCCGAAGCCAAGGGCAUCACGUACUCGUGCUUCGAGGACAAACGCAUCACCAUCAAAGAGCUAGAAGACGUGGCAAAACACCAGGGCACCGAGUUCAAGCACGGCGACAUCCUGAUCGUGCGCUCAGGCUUCACCGAGGAUCUGGGUGGCCAGGAGGCCAAGAAGCAGGAGGAGCUGCUCGGCACCCACAAGUGCGUCGGCGUCGAGGGCACGACCGAGAGCGCCAAGUGGUUCUGGAACAAGCACUUCUCCGCCGUGGCGGGCGACGCUAUUGCAUUCGAGGCCCUGCCGCCCAAAAAGGAGGAUGGCAGUGAUGGAAACAUUGCCGAGCUAGUGCUGCAUCAGUACUUCCUCUCGCUCUUCGGCCUAAACAUCGGCGAGCUGUGGGACCUCAAGGCCCUGUCGCAGAAGUGCAAGGAACUCGGCCGCUACAGCUUCCUGCUUACCAGCGUGCCGCUGAACGUGCCUGGCGGUGUCGGUAGCCCGCCGAACGCGCUGGCCGUUUUCUAG